CACCACCUCUGUUGAAGAUCUGUCCGCCCGGAAGUUGAACUGCGUGUCCCCGGGACCCUAACCUCACUCACCAGCCAGCGAUCAUCGCGAGCCAGCCACCAUGGUGCUGGUCCUGAACGGAAUCAUACAGGACGAGCGUCCGAUCAACACCCAUGCGCUGUUCCUGGAACACCCGGUCUACCGUGAAACGGCCACACAGCUCCUGUCGAUUCCGACCAAAACGGUCGGAGCUCCCGGGUUGCUGUACGUUUGCCAGCGGGAAAUGGCGGCCGUAGCACCGCACGAUCGUAACGUGAACAUCAUCGGAUCGGACGACGCCACCACGUGCAUCAUCGUGGUCGUGCGGCACUCGGGAUCCGGAGCGAUAGCGUUAGCACAUCUCGACGGGAACGGCACCGACGAGGCCGUGUCGGCCAUGGUGGCCCGCGUCCAGGAGCUCGCGUUCGGUUAUCCGGAGGGCCGGAUCGAGCUGCAGCUGAUCGGUGGCUUCAGUGAUCCGCAGGGCUACGCCGAGGAUCUGUUCGGCGCCAUCAUGCAAUCGUUCCACAAGCAUCCACUCGAGAUCGAUCUAACGCAAUCGUGCGUCGGCGAGCUGAACACGAUCGCGCGCGACGAGGUCAACUGGCCCAUCAUCUACGGUGUCGGUGUGAACAUAAAAACGGGCGAAAUCUUUCCGGCCACAUUCCCGGACAAGGGCCCGGAUCUUUCGCUCCGAUUGGCCCGGCACUUCACCGGAAGCCACCAGGUGCUAGACGUGUACGACUCCGCAGUCGGUAUGCUGCGGAUUGGACCGUUCAACUAUGAUCCGUUGCGCGGCGUCGACCUGUGGCUGUCGCAAAGCGAUGAGUUUAUUUUGAAGCAUCUCUCCACCAGUCCGGGUGUGGAACCGCCACACUUUGCCAUGCAAGUCCGUGCCACGCUUAGAUACAUUCAAGAUAACCAAUUCCCGGCGGUGACCGUGUUCCGCAACAACAAUCCACACUACUUUCGGCGGGACGAAACCACGGGCUGCUGGUCGCCGGUGCGAUACUGAGUGCGGAUCCGAGAGACUGCUGACGGCUUCGCCAGUACCAUCCAGUUCGGCCACCCUUGAGUCUCUUUACUGUAUUUAACAAACGUGCCAACCUGUCGUUCUGCACGUCAUCAUUCGCGGCCCCUUCUUGUUAAGUGUUUGUUUUGUUCUUCUUUCCAACGUAGUGGAAACAUUUCUGUGCCUUUUUGCUCUACCAUUCACUCAGUCCCUUGACAUUACACUCUCUAUCUCUGACUCUCUCUCUCUCUCUAUAUAUGCUCCCUAACCUUUAAAGCUGUGGAAAUGGACAGACAAGACGAAUUGUUUUAGAACCAAUUCGCACACAAACGAUCCGACAAACUGAAUGCAGAUGGCCGUAUCCAUUUGCCAUUAUUUAACACCCGAAUAAAAGCAUUAAACU
Molecule: messenger RNA, 1433 nt
Organism: Anopheles bellator
Lineage: Eukaryota; Metazoa; Arthropoda; Insecta; Diptera; Culicidae
Gene: Ntan1
Product: protein N-terminal asparagine amidohydrolase
Exons: 6
Coding region: 101-1033 (310 amino acids)
Biological process (GO): ubiquitin-dependent protein catabolic process
Cellular component (GO): nucleus
Molecular function (GO): protein-N-terminal asparagine amidohydrolase activity
Source: RefSeq, a predicted model, not a curated record